AUGAAGAAAACACACUCUCCUCCCACCAAAAUGGCACUGUCCGGUGGAAGUCUUUGCUGUCGUUUGUCUCUUCAAAGAAUUGGUCUAUUUCAACACAAUUGGAAAUCGACCGGGUAUUAUUUUCCUAACACAUAUCUUCAAUCAAGAUUGUCCCCGUGUAGACAGUACAAAGCCUCGGACUCCAGCCAAGGCAUCGGUCGACAUGUGUCGUCAAGAUUGCAGGUGGCAAAUGUCAAAUAUGAGAAUUUCCUCAAAAGGAAAUUUCCGAAAUUUUACAAACUCUAUCGCACUUUUACUGAAGGAUUUAAACUACUCUUCCAAGAUGGCAAGGAAGUGAGCAGGAUCCAAACCAGACUGGUCACAGGGAAGGUGACAUGGGAGGACUUGCCAUACCGAGAAAUGGAGAGGCUGAGGCAGUUCCGCAGAGACCUGAUUAAAGCCAUUCCACUCGUGGUGAUAUCCAUCCCUCCAUUCGCCAAUUACCUGGUUUUCGUCCUGAUGUACUAUUUCCCUCGCCAGCUCCUGGUACGCCAUUUCUGGACCCCGCAGCAGCAGCUGGAGUUCCGUGGCUUCUACCACAGCCAGAGAGCGGGGCACACCGGGGCUGUGCUCCAGGGCAUCCUGGACACCGGCUACCAGGUCAAAGACAGCCGCCUCCAGAGUCGCCUUCAGGACCUCUGCACCCAAGUGCAGAAUGGAGCGCACCCAAAAGUGGCUGAUAUCCACGGGGUGCGGGCGCUGUUCUCCGGACCCCCUCUGGGUAUGAAGAGGAUGAAUGUAGAGCACAUGAGGCAUAUCUGCCCCCUGCUCUUCCUGACGCCCCGCCUCCCAGGCUUCCUGAUUGGCAGGCGGCUCAACAGUCACGCUCUUGAAUUGCUCUUGCUGGACCGUGCCCUGAGACGCCUUGGACCUCAUCAGCUGAGUGACUCUGAACUCAAACAGGCCUGUUAUGUCAGAGGACUCAACUCAGACGAUCUCGAUGCCAACCAGUGUCGUGAGUGGCUGUCCCAAUGGCUACAGGUCACGGCUCCCUUGAGGGGGAGCGAGGGCUCUCUGCUUCUUCACAGCAUGGUUUUACUAUCGGCCAACUACCCACGACGCUUCAGUGGCCAAUGAGAAGACUGGUCGUGUGCCGAACAGUCGUGUGCCGAAUAGUGCAGCAGGCUUGGUUUUCUACAUUAUAAAAACCAAAAAUGCUUUACAAAUAUGAAAAUGCUCCAAGAGAGGAUCCAUUGUCUUUGACAUCCAUAUCCUGAACUCCAGGGAUCGUGAUGUUUAGAGUAAAAGAUUUACAGUGGAUUCAAGUGAAGGGUGGUUGCAGUUAAUAAUUCAGGGCAUGUAUUAGCAUCUACCGCUUUUUCUCCGAACCAGUCAUGGCUCAUACCUCAACUUAGAUUGACUCUAACGUCAGACAGGAGUAACGAUAGACCAACACAAAACAAGUAGCCCUGCUCUGUAUGUUUAUAACUAGCAUGUUUUGUUUGAAGUGUGAACAUUGCAAAUUAUAUUAGUUUUAAUUUAUUUAUUAUUCCUUCGUUGACCAUGUCUUUCAUGUUCUACUGCACAUAAGCUUUCACUAUUGGGUUUAAAAUGUAUAGAACAUAGGCUUAAGGUUUAAAAAUACCAUCUAAAGUUAUUGAAUAUCGUCCAAAUGAUGUUAGACAUGCAAUGUGGUCAUCAUUUGGGGAAUCGACUCCUAGAUGUUUCCGCUCUGGUUGAUCGUAGAUAGACCCACGUGGCUUCCCUUUGGGCGUAGCACAAUAACACUCCGUCUUACAGAGUUGUGAUGCCCCUUUUUUGAUGGCCUUGUUUACUUGAUGUGUCUUUGAAUGAGAGGCUUUGCAGUGGAUCUAUUUCUGUUGAGCAGAAUAUACUUGCACUGAAAAAUACAAUGACCUGGCUUCAACCUUUUUCUUUUUUACAAAGAACUGCACAACAUCCUUUAUGGUGCAGUUCAAGCGCUUUGUCACUCGUAAAUUGUGAAAGAGGAAAUGACUUGUUUACUAAUGUAAUACCAGGAAGCCUAAAACCACAGUUCAUUUUAAGUUUCUCAAAGAUUAUGUUGUAUUGCUUAAAAGAAAAAAAUAUACCUACAUAUAUAUAUCUUGUUUUGUUUGAUUCUGAAGUGCUUUUAAAUAUGUUUUGCCAAGAUUUGAAAGAAAGUGUCCUAAAUAAACUGAGACAAAGAAGGA
Gadus morhua (Atlantic cod) is the source of this 2192-nucleotide messenger RNA. RefSeq names its product LETM1 domain containing 1 (gene letmd1). Bases 1 to 1116 code for a protein of 371 amino acids. The record is from RefSeq and is a predicted model, not a curated record. Gene Ontology annotation, biological process: intracellular monoatomic cation homeostasis. Gene Ontology annotation, molecular function: ribosome binding. The transcript has 9 exons. Gene Ontology annotation, cellular component: mitochondrial inner membrane. Lineage: Eukaryota; Metazoa; Chordata; Actinopteri; Gadiformes; Gadidae.